AUGACCAGGACCUCCCCUUGCAGUGACCCGGACAAGUGUUGCGCAAGCGCACCUUUCUCUUUUCCUCCUGUAAGUAGUAAGAGACAUGGGUACAACAACUGUACGGCACUGAAGAAUUUUCUUAAAUUAAACAACAGAGGACACCCUCCAAUUUCUUUUCUCAAAGUAAACAACUACAGUCCAACAGUCACACGACCGCAGACACACCCAACAAAUUCAAUCACAGUUUAUACAGAUUCCACCAAAACCAGUUAUCUAAACUUAUACAAGUUAUCUUUUCAACAUCCAGUAAACUAUGUCAUUUUCAACGUCAUCUUAUCACAAUCUUCUUCUUUGUACACUCUUCUUGUCGCUAUCUUGUAGAAUUCUCACUCAACUAAAACUAUAUAGUCUUUUCUUCACAACCAAUUACAGUUUUCGCACUCUACUAUCUCGAUCCUUGUUUCUUCGUACACCAGAUCAAGGAUGGUCACUGAAUCUCCGGAUCUCUUCAGACAAGGCUAUGAAGUUAGAUCAUUGACUCCCAUGUUGAGCAACUUUUUGUUGUGCUUUUUAGAGCGCUUACCGACAUUUUCGACCGGAGUAACAGGUGUUCAUUCUACUAAUGAAAGA
Molecule: messenger RNA, 612 nt
Organism: Amoebophrya sp. A25
Lineage: Eukaryota; Dinophyceae; Syndiniales; Amoebophryaceae
Source: the annotation of a GenBank genome assembly